GCGGAGAAGCCGCUCAGACACAAGGCGGAAGGAAAUAUGAAGCUGCGCGUGUCACAGAGGAGUCACACCCCCUUUCCCUGGCUGACCAUGCGCCGCUCACUCUGACACAGCGACACACACUCCGACACACUUCAAACGAGUUGGGCACGAGAACGCAGACAAACAGAAGAGCAGCGACAAACUGGCUUUUACGCAUUUGUUGGUUUUUUUACGCACCGGUUUCUGAAUGUGACGCAGUGAUAGUCAGCGACCACAACAACAGCAGCAGCAGCAGCAGCAACAACACGUUUGAGGUAGACUGGCUGCAGUGAUGUCCAGAUCCACAAAAUCUGCCUCUAGGUCCCGGAGCCGCUCUAGAUCCCGGUCAAGAUCCCGCUCCACCUCCCGCUCCAGAAGUCGCUCCAGGUCUCGUUCCAGGAAGCGCCGUUACAGCUCUAGGUCUCGGUCACGGUCAAGAUCACAUUCUCCAUCUUAUAACCGGGAGAAGAAAUACCCGAGAGGUUACCAGAACAACCGGGAGUUCCGAGGCUACCACCGCGGCUUCCGGAGGCCAUACAACUUCAGGGGCCGAGGGAGGGGCUUCUUUCCACGCGGACGCUACCAGCGUGGCGGUGGUGGGGGCUACAACAACAACAACAACAACUUCCGUCCCAACUGGAAGAAUUACAAGCAGUACCCACAAAAGCAACAACAACAGCAGCAGCAGCAGCAGCAGCAGCAAAACAAUUCGCGCAGGCAAUCAUACAACAACCUCCAAAAACGCUCAGGAAGUCCCCCCGGUGGUCCCUCGCACCACUCGGACAGAUCCUCCUCACCGUUAUCCAGGCAAUCUCGUCAUUCUUCUUCAUCCUCGCACUCGUCCUCUCCCAAAUGCAGGCCAGCCGUGUUUGUGGCUAAUCAGAAGUCCAAAGACGUGAAAGAUGACACCUCGGCCUUAAAGGACGCACAGAAGGAAGGAGGGAGCGAUGGGGAGCAAGCGGAUCUCGAUGCCAACGGAGACGCCAAAGACAGCACAGGCAACGGGAAAAGUGAGGGCAAGUGGCAGAGUCUGGAAAACUGCAGCAGCAGUCCAAAGAGACCCAGUUCUGCUCUUACUGUUGGUCAGAGCAGCCAAACUACAAACCAGUCUGGUCCCUCCCCUAAACACACAAACGACACCAACAAUGGUGCCCCCUCAUGGAAGGCGAUAUGUAGUUCACCCUCCCACAAAAAAGUCUCCCAUGAAAAUCUGAAUCCAAUGCUUCCCAGCUACGACUUCUUCUCCAGUGAAGAAUACCUGGAUGGAGAUAAAACGGCAAUCUCCAUCGCCUUCAGAAAGUUUCUGGAGGAGCAAAAUAAAAAAUGCACUAACUCCGAGGCCAAUGAUGUGGAUGUGGAGCAGAGGAAAGUAAAUGGCAAAGCAUCAGCACUUCACGCUGACUCAAUGUCCAAGAAGUACAAAGGGGACAUUGACAGAGAAAUGUCUCUGAAAAGCUUCUUGAAAACGUCUCCUUUCCUGCAUGUUGAAAGCGGAGACGAGGAGGAAAUGGUCAUCGUGCCUCAUUCUAAAUCACUUCACAAGGACUGGCACAAUGGAGGCGAGUCCUCUAAGCUAAACAGCAAGGUCACUUACUCAGCCAGUGAACUCUUUGAGGAAUGCUUCGGCAAAUGGAAGAAAGCGACGUAUUCUCAGGUCGCGAACAGUGACCUUGACGGCACGGCAGAGGAGACGUAUCGCGGCCGAAAGCCGGAGGAAUCAGCGGCUCUCGCUGCUGCCCUCGCAAAGAGGGAGUUGGCGGGAAAACUUGAAGGAAUGUCCUCGGACAUGAGUUGUAAAGCCAGGAAGAUGGCACAGUCUCCUCCAACACCACGGAGGAACUCUGACAGAGAGACGUUUAUGGUCAGGGGAACGGACUCGUCUCCCGUGUCCUCAAGACAAAAGGAACCAAAAGUUAAUGUCAGAAUGGACUUUCUUGCAGAUGGCUUAAUAAGCUCGUCUGACAUUUUAGCCGAGGAGCGACAGUUGUCUCAGGAUCUUGUGCAGUCCUCAAAAAAGGAUCAGGAGUUCCGCUCCAUCUUUCAACACGUUCAGGCUGCUCAGUUCCACAGGAGUCCGUCUGAGCUCUUUGCUCAUCACAUAGUCACCAUCCUGCACCACAUCAAAGCUCAGCACUUUCCAUCUUCUGGCAUGACUCUAAACCAGCGAUUCACCAUGUACCAACGACGAGCUGCCGAGAAGGAAAUGAUGAAGCCCAGAAAAAGCCCAGAGAUACACAGGAUAAUUGACGUUUCAACAAGUGCAUUUAAGAAACACUCGCAGCUUUUUGAGGCGGUGAAAUGCUCAGAGGAUGGCACUUACAAGGACGGCGGGGAAAAAAUAAAGGGUGACACGAUGGACCUCCGUUUGGAUAUUGAGCGCCGUAAAAAAUAUUCCACCCAUGAAAGUGAUCAUAAACAGGAUCAGGGACGAGAGUCCCCAAAUUCUAGCAGAGAGCGAUCGAUGGAAAAGUUCUCCAAAUGCCACAAAAGAUCAGAAAAAAGCAAUAAGAAGCGCUCUCGCUCAAGUUCAUCCUCGUCUUCCUCAUCAAGAACAUCCCAACAAGUAGAAGAUUUGACCGCAAACAAGUCUGAUGCCAAAGAUGAAGGCUUUAAUAAGACUCGACUGGGUCAGGGGGGAUCACCAGGGCCUGAAAGAGGAAGAACACUUGGAGGAUUUCAAGUACGAAUCCGUGGAAGGGGCUGGAACAGAGGCAACUGUCAGGGGAACAGUUCACACAUUAACCCCGUAAAAAUGGCAGAGCACCAAAAAAAAGGUGAAGGAUGGGAACCAGAGUACACGCCCAAGAGCAAACAGUACUAUUUGCACGACAACAGAGAAGGGGAGGCAGACCAUAAUAGAGGACGAGGGCGGGGAAGCGUCUCGCACGGAAGGGCACGUUUCAUCAUCCGCAAAGCCAUAGCAGGCUCCGCCACCAAUGGCCCCAGGUGGGCCCAUGACAAGUUCCAGGCCAAUGGGGAACAAGGUGGUUCACAGGAGGCCGAGAGAGCACAGGACCAUAACGAGGGGAAAACAGACGGAGACGAUCACUGAGCUGUGAAGGAGUCUGCUGAAAAUCUUAACUGUCUUUGUGUGUCGCUGCGGGAUCUUGCUCAGCAAAAUUAUCCAACUCAAUGGAUCAAUAAAUGUAGAAAAGAGAUGGUUUUUUUUGACUCCGCUUUUGCCAUUAAAGAUUUAAUUUCACAAUAGGAUCAUUACUUUACCUGGAUACAACCACUUCCUAGAGCUAGACUAAAUGUAUUUGAUGAAAACUCACAUUUCUUUAUAUGAAACAAAAGUUUUGCAUUGUAGCUCAAAUCGACUUAAGUCAUCUGUGACACGGAAGAAAUGUUUCCUGAGUAGAAUUUGAUAUAAAUGCUGCUUUAGUAAUAACUGGCAUCGGUAAUUGCAAGGAAAUCUAAGGAUGGGUCCACAAUGUAUGUGUGAGCAGAAUAACACUUGCUGAUUAGAGCAGCCACACUGUAGCCAUGUGAGACACUCCUCCAGUCACAGCUGUCACAAACACAUACACACCUGUACCCAUUUCAAAGUAAAAGCACGGUAGAAUUUCAGUUUCCUGAACCCGUUGAUACCAGGCGUUCAGUUGAGUACAGAUGCAUCUUCAGUUUAAACAGUCAUUUUAAAGUCAAACCUUAUAUGCUUCCUGUGUGAACAACAGAGGAGUGCAAGAUGCUGCAGAUGUAGCGUAGCAGCCGUCACACACUGUGGCGGCCCAGCCAAAAUGACUUCAAUGAACAAUGAAUGUGGAAAAAGAGCUAGCUUCAAUAGCAAUAAAUACACUGUAGUUCAUGCUGACAUAAAAGCAUCACUGUUUCACCAACUUAGUACGACCCCGAUCGGACGGUGGGACCAAACUGCGCGGGUCAUUGUUGUCAACCUCUGCAGUCAAACAUCCAGCAGGUCUAUAAAACCAGCUGCCAGCAAUGUAUACUUUAAUUUUUAGGCAAACCGCAUGCACAUUGAACAUGUUCAUGAAACACUGUCUUUACAGUCGUAUUGUGUCUAAUCGUUGGUACCACAUAAGAAUGUUGAUCUUCAUUUUCCCCGCUCCAGAGACAAUCAUUGUAGUUUUUGUACCUGACUAGAGAGCAUUGUGACUCGUGAGUGCGAAGGCGGUUCGUGUUGUCGUUAGUUGUAUGUCGUAUUGUUGAAAGAUUUUGUGAUCUGUGUUCUCUUCAACCAGUGAUGUUUCGUCAAACAUGUAACGUGUGUGCAGAAUUGUGCGAGCGUAGAUUGAGAAUAGGAUUGAUUGUGUGUAAAACAUUUUCUAUGCCUAGGAUUAAUGAUUGUUGAUUUGUGUUUGGCUCACCGCUGUUGCAGUUUGUGCCUUACUGUGGGUGUUUCGGUCUUAUUUGUACAAUACAGGCCCACAGGUUGAAAUUCAUGUUCAGCUGUGUAAAGGUUGCCUGCCUUGGGUUUUUCUUUUUUAUAGAGGUGUUGCUUCCAUCUUUUUUUUUUUUCUUAGAGACUGUAAAUUAAAGAUUUAUUUGAUGCUCA
Messenger RNA from Solea senegalensis (Senegalese sole), 4534 nucleotides. RefSeq names its product thyroid hormone receptor associated protein 3a (gene thrap3a). The transcript is spliced from 11 exons. The record is from RefSeq and is a predicted model, not a curated record. Gene Ontology annotation, molecular function: DNA binding; transcription coregulator activity. NCBI's taxonomy places the organism in Eukaryota, Metazoa, Chordata, Actinopteri, Pleuronectiformes, Soleidae. Gene Ontology annotation, biological process: positive regulation of transcription by RNA polymerase II. Gene Ontology annotation, cellular component: mediator complex. The coding region runs from base 311 to 3070 and encodes 919 amino acids.